AUGUCUGACGCAUCCAACUCUGCUCCGAACGUCCAUCGUCCACACUCUUCGAGACUCCAGCACUCUCCGUCGCUGCCCAACAUCUGGUACGUCGCCGCCGGCCUUCUUUUUCUAUACUUCACGUCUCUGACGAUUUUUCUCAUCCUUUGCGGACAGGUUUCCCCCGCAUUCUGGUCCUAUCCCUCGCGAAAUGGUGAAAAACGAGACGGCCACAUUGCAAGGACCUUCCGCCCCCUCUUCCCAAAAAUCCAUCUACUUAGCUCCCCGUCCGAAAAGCCCGAUGCACGCUCCCGACACGUUAAAUACGCCUCCAUCGACCCGGUCUAUCGCAAAAAGACAACCUCAGCGAAAACUCAUGCACGCCGUCGUACCGAACGCGAUCAGCCUCAUUCGCUACUCACGCCUCCACUCACUCCUUCGUCAAGCAUCCGCACGACUGCCAGCAGGGACUCGCGGGAAGGCGCCGGUACGCAGCAAGACCACGAGGAGCCGAACACGAGUGAAGAGAUCACAGAUACCGACCCGGACUCGACACGCAUCGUUUUGCUCGGAAAUGUCAACUCUUGCGUUACAAUGGAUGCGCUGGAAGCGGCUGUCCUCGAGACACUCUCUAGCGCGCCGGUAGACGCCAAUGCAGUCUCGACUAAUGCUGACGGAGGCUCCACACUUGCCACGCGCUAUCGUCGGCCAUUCAUCCGUGGCGUUAAUCAGCGGGUUUUGCAACCUGAAGGAUUGGUCCCGGUCGGCUUUCACGAUGUUCGAGUUGCGAAGAUUAUAAGAGACUUGGUUUCCAACCCGGACUCGGUUCAGAUGCCGCAGUGCCUGGGUGAUGCCACUGACGGGGCUGGGAAACCCGUUGGAAGGCUCAGUGCUCGACUGGUCACAGCGGAAGAGCUCUCAAAGAGGCUCGGAAAUUCUCCGUUCUUGGGUAGCAUCGACGGAGCGUUCUUCCUCUCGAUCCAGAAAAUCAGCCCUAAUGUCAUACCUCAAGAAGCUACUAGUGCUAUCGACGACGUUGCGCGUGCCGUCGAGGCGAUGAAAAUGUCGGACGAAAAGCCAGAGCAGAAUUUUACAAGAGGAAAUAUCAACUCGUUCGUCCUUCAGAGUAUCGUGAAGUCAUUCGGGAGCAUUCGGUUCUUUACCUACUCUCGAGAGGAAGUCAAUGAGGAUAACUCAACCUCCCUCAUCUACCGCAUUGAAUACCACGACACGAGAGACGCGGACGUUGCUUACAAGGAACUCGAAGGUCAAACGAUGUUUGGUAUGAAGAUUGGAGUCUUUGGCAAGGCCGAAUCCCCGACUCGUCCAGCUCAAAAAGCGCCGGUCGUAGGCGAGAUACCCUUCCCCAGCGUCUCGACUUCAGUAGAUUCACUUGAUCGCCUGAAUAUUCGCCACGCUGGAGCACAGUCAGGAAUCAGGACACGCAUCGGCUACCCGCCAGACAGCACCGCGCAAAACGUUUCCGGAAACCAAGACGCCACCAUUCCAGUAAUAUCCGUUCAAGGAGGUGAACCAUCGCCAACAUUCUUUUAUACGACACCCUUCCCCGAGGCUUCUGGUCAUCAGCUAGAUGCUACCACCCAGGUUACAUCCUCGAACGCCGCUCACCAAUGGGAUGCAGAUACAACCUAUCGAACGGAUUUGAUUCCACCUUGUUAUACACCGGAUGGCGUGUGCUCCUAUUGCCCUUCCCGCGGCGCUAUGCACUCGCAUUCUCUUGGGCCCAAGCCAGGCUAUGGCCACUAUCCUAUGUCCCCACAGCCGUCUAUGUAUUACGCCAUGCCCAUGGCGGGUCCCAUCCAACCCCACCCUGCUCACGGCGCACCUUCAAACAUGGUCAGCGUCGUACCUAUGCCUCCGCGCGGCGCAGUCGGAUACGACUACGUUGACCCCCAACAGCAAGUCAUUCCGAACGGCGCUUGGGGUCCUUUCGAUCCGACCGCCGCAGGUGUUGCGGCGGCGCCAAACGUGGGUAUGGUCCCCAUGCACAUGGGCGGACCGCCUCCCCCGCCGUCACUGACCGUCAACGUGGAGGACGCCACACUAGCUUCCGCGGCGCGUCCAUAUCCGGUGUACAUGCAGAUACGCACCCCUGAGCCAUACCCUAUUCAGCACCCUGGCGUCGAGGGUAAUUCGCCGGGGGUGCCCACGAUGUCGCCCAAUUUAGGCCGUGCGGGUAUAGGUGGGGGUGUGGCGACGACACCGGGUUCGUCUUCGCCGGGGAGCCUCCACGCUGGCGCUCCAGGUGUGCACGAUAGGAACCAGCUCAACUUGGCAAGGAUUGAGGAGGGACUGGAUACGAGGACAACUGUUAUGAUUAAGAACAUUCCGAACAAGAUGAGCGACAUAGAUUUAUUGGAGUACAUUGGGAAGAUCUGCCCCCGGCGCAUUGAUUUUUUCUAUCUUAGGAUGGACUUCCAGAACGGCUGCAAUGUUGGAUAUGCUUUUGUCAACUUCAUUCACGUUCAAGAUCUCUUGCGCUUCGCUAAAGCAAAAUUAGGCGAAAAAUGGAACAUGUUCUCAAGCGAGAAGGUCCUGCAAAUGAGCUACGCCAACUAUCAAGGGAAGGAAGCACUUGUCGAGAAAUUCAAGAACUCUGCUAUCAUGGACGAACGGGAGGCGUGGAGGCCGCGCAUUUUCUACUCCUCGGGGCCAAGCCAAGGCCUGUUGGAACCCUUCCCUCCGCCGACGCAUAUUCGCCGAAAGGAACGAAGCUCUCAUAACCGUGGUGCUCUCUUCGUCCCGGGGGUCAACGGGCACGGUAGUCUGACGAAUGCUCAUGGGCUUUUCCACAGCGCUCGUCGUCCCCGGCGUGAGAACGAAAACGAGAACUCGUAUCGCCAUGAAAACAAGAUGACGUCCUACCACAAAACUCCGAACUACAGGGCUCGUUGA
This is a messenger RNA of Cyclocybe aegerita, 2895 nucleotides long. The record is from the annotation of a GenBank genome assembly. NCBI's taxonomy places the organism in Eukaryota, Fungi, Basidiomycota, Agaricomycetes, Agaricales, Hemipholiotaceae.